AUCUAACUUCCAAGGUCACAUACUAUAACAAAUGUUGUUGUAGUGCAGAUUUUUUUGUCAACAACCUUUUUGUUGUCACACUUAUCCCAAGCAAUAGCAUAAUGUUACAGUAAUGAAUAGGAGUUCAAAAAGAUAUUCAUUAACCUAUUUAUGUAAAGAGGAAUCUUCAUAAAUAAACUACAGUAUGCGGGAUUGCUUUAAAUAUUUGUAUUCUAAUAGUUAUUCUAUUCAGUGCAGUCUAUAGCUAUAUUUUUUUCACCAAAAGAUAGCAUAUUCCUAUAUUGUAUAAUUUUUCGUCCGGGUAGUUUUAAUUCAGAAUACACUUUCAACCCUGUCUUACGCUCAGAUCCCGUUUCAGUACCAUGGACAGGUUCCUCUGCGCCUUCAGCACGUUUCCCCGUCGUGCGCUCUGCUCUGCCUUGCCAAGAUGUUAAACCAUGCAUCAGGGCAUCACGACAAUGGUCCAUCAUGUUCUAGACUCUUAGCAGAUACCAGAUUUGUGAUAGCAUGGAGCAUCCUUGAACUUUAAAAUACUUAGUUAGAAUGUACAUUGUGUUUUAGUAAGUAAGUUGUCUUUUUGCAGUGCAAUCUGUCAUUACAGGUUCACUGGAAGCCUAACAAAACGUGAAACAAUAGGCUAACUGGUUUUGUCUUGCGGACAUGGCUUAUGUAUUUGAUUGACGUAGGCAACUGAACAUAGUAUUAAAAUAUUGAAUAUCAGGAAAAAAAACGUAUUUUCUGUGCUGCAGACCUUGGCGUACAGCAUCAACUGUCCCUCAACACUUGCGUUUACUUUGAACGGAGUCGCCUCAUUUACAAGCAGUUUAUGCAGUUUGCACUGACGUCAAUGGAGCUAUCUUGGAUGUAUAUAACCGUUCAGACAGAGGCGGUCUAUCCCAAUCGCAAUAUAGCGGGACUUUUCUGACCGGGAUCUUCAUUGACACUUUCAUAGUCAGUGUGCAACUUUUUCAGCAUCAGGAGACAAAGGCGCAGUUUUGUUCGACUGUCCAGCAUUAUGAAGCCUUUGUCCCUGUUCAUGUUCCUUGCCACUGUUCUCCUGACCUCUCACAUCGCCCCCAGUGUUUGUCGACCACGGGAUAUGGCCAUGUUCGACGGCCACGGCUACAAGAGUCAACUGGACAAGGUGUUGAUGAAAGCUGGCGACAACGCAGUUUCAUACCUUAUAGGAGAAAAUAUACUGCGGUAUUUGCAAAGAAAUCCACGGUUGCAGACAGAUCUUCCGCCACAGUUUCCCUUUGAGGUGACGCCCAAGGGCUCGAGGAGUCAUGGUCACCUGGCGCACAGUUUGCUGCCCCUGGAAGACCAACUCGCAACUGAAGAGGGCGACAGCCUGGAAGACUUGGUGCAGUUGACCAAGAGAAACGAUGACCCGCCGAUCUCCAUCGACCUUACUUUCCACUUGCUGAGAAAUAUGAUCGAAAUGGCGAGGGUCGAGAGCCAGAAGGAGCAAGCAGAGUUAAAUCGCAAGUAUCUAGAUGAAGUUGGAAAGUGAUACAGCACGUUUCACCAACAAGGAAGAAAACUACUUACAGAAAGCCCCUGCACUCAAACCCAGAAAAUAGUUUAGACUUAUUUGCAUUUAAUUGUUAUUUUCUAAUUCAUCCAUCGCCAUAACGCACCCACCCAGUGCGUAAAAGUAACAUCACAGUAAAUCCUUAAAAAUGAUGACCAAGACCCCAGAUACAGAGGACCUAUAAUGGACGUGCUGCGCCUAAAAAAACUAUUCCAUAGUGAAUUACCUGGACCUAACAUUUCUAGUAUAGGCCUAGUCUCAUAUUUGGAUGUCAAGAACAUUAUAUUAAUAUUGCCAGAAUCGAAUUAGGUACCGCUUAUGAGCAUUUUUAACUAAGUUGAUUUCAAAGGCAGCAUAAGUUGGUCCAAUGUUCAUUACAUAAGCAAGUCAGCUGACCAUUAGACUAAAUGGAAGUUAACAAUAAAUAUGGAAAUGUUGACAAAUGCUAUAACACACCAAAGGAAAAUUCUGCUUUGAAAAUUAUAUUGCUCUUCUGUUCAUGUUCAGUUGUUUGACUCCUUUUGUUAAUCUGUACUGUAUAGCCAAGUGAAUAUCUAUUUGCCCUUGUUAUGACCACUUGGAAGGCAUUUAGCAAUGCCCAGGCAUUUUCCUUAUAAAAAACGAUCAAUUCACCCUUAUAUGGGACAAUGUGAACAUAUCCUACACUUAAACCACGCCUACUCUCCUAGAUGUAUUUAUCUGAGUGAACUUCUGUACUGUACCUAGCAUGCUUACCUUAAACAAAGAUACAAGAAAAAAGAGAAUGCUUCAUUUUAUGCAGACUGUUUAGUAAAUUUUCAAUCAUAUGAUCAUAUGGUAUGAUCCCAUGGUUAAGCAGUAAAGAAAAGCUUUUUUUUGCCAUUUAUAUUUUUUAAUAAAAAAAGUUCUG
Molecule: messenger RNA, 2423 nt
Organism: Esox lucius (northern pike)
Lineage: Eukaryota; Metazoa; Chordata; Actinopteri; Esociformes; Esocidae
Gene: ucn1
Product: urotensin 1
Exons: 2
Coding region: 1016-1513 (165 amino acids)
Cellular component (GO): extracellular region
Molecular function (GO): hormone activity
Source: RefSeq, a predicted model, not a curated record